Clonostachys rhizophaga is the source of this 654-nucleotide messenger RNA. The record is from the annotation of a GenBank genome assembly. NCBI's taxonomy places the organism in Eukaryota, Fungi, Ascomycota, Sordariomycetes, Hypocreales, Bionectriaceae.
AUGCGUUUACAACCUUUACAACGCUGCACAUGUCAGGUGCUUCGCAGAAAUGUGCGCCAAAUACCGACAGCAUAUUCCACGCGGAUCGCAUCACGGGCGACGGCCAGCCCGGGAUUGACCCCCAGGCUGCUUCACACCUCGACUCCCCAGCGCAAACGAGACGACAGGCAGUCGCAGCCCAAACCUGCAACUAUUCAGGACCUGGAUAUGUUUGGAAACACCCCUCCGCCAUCUACAUCAGUGGACGUGUGCAUGCACGACGGCUUCGGGCUCAACAGUGGAGUGACGAUAUCAGACGGGAAUGGAGCCUUGCUGGUGAAUGGGGAAGCCUUCUCCUGGCGGCCGUGGGAACUCGCGACGGACAAGAAGCUCGGCAAUGCCAAGGGGCAGUUCGUGCUCCCAGAGGAAAGUCUGUCAACGCUGGAUCUGCUCUGGCCGCGCCCAGACCUUUUGAUCAUCGGUACAGGCAAGAAUAUCAUGCCAUUGAGCCCCGAGUCACGAAAGGCCAUCACGAAAAUGGGAUUUCGAGUUGAUAUCCUAGAUACACGGAACGCCGCAGCGCAAUUCAACUUGCUGGCUACGGAGCGAGGAGUUUCGGAUGUUGCGGCCGCGCUGGUACCUUUGGGAUGGAAGGACGGUCAAUGGACCGAUUGA